AUGCAGCUCGGGCAGAGUGCGGUCGCAGCAGGGCAGGAGUAUGUGCAGCGGAAUCUCGGCGGAUUCAUCCCGCUCAGCGCACUCAAACAACAGUUCAACGUGUCCAACCACUAUGUGAUGCACAAGCUGCGAAUCCUCGUCUUUCCGUGGCGGCACGGGCCCUGGACGAGAAAAGUGCGGCGAUCGGAGCAGGGCACGACCGAAUGGCAACCUCCACGGGAGGACGUGAACAGCCCUGACUUGUACAUACCCAUAAUGGCGAUGGUCACGUAUGUCCUGCUCGCUGCGUUCACUGCGGGUCUGCAGUCCCGCUUCGACCCGCGUAUUCUGGGCGUGUCCACGUGGAAAGCCAUCCUUGUCCUGUUCCUCGAUUUCCUCUUCGUGAAGCUCGGAUGCUACUUUUUGAAUAUCCAGAGCUCGAGUCCUGUCACAGAUAUUGUCGCUUACGGGGGCUACAAGUUCGUGGGCGUUAUCAUGACCCUGCUCGCGGGGCUGCUGGGUGCGGGGAGAACACUAUAUAGCAUUGUGUUCAUCUACUCUUUCUGCUCUAUCGCUCUAUUCAUGCUGCGGUCCCUACGAUCCGUUGUACUCCCCGACAUCGUGAACGCGCCAGCGACAGUCGGGACGGUGACGCAGUCGCAGCGGAGCAGACGGGUUACAUUCCUCUUCUUGGUAGCGAUGUCGCAGAUCAUCUACAUGGGUGUCCUAGCUAGAGUGUAG
Molecule: messenger RNA, 720 nt
Organism: Gloeophyllum trabeum ATCC 11539
Lineage: Eukaryota; Fungi; Basidiomycota; Agaricomycetes; Gloeophyllales; Gloeophyllaceae
Exons: 5
Coding region: 1-720 (239 amino acids)
Biological process (GO): endoplasmic reticulum to Golgi vesicle-mediated transport
Cellular component (GO): COPII-coated ER to Golgi transport vesicle; Golgi membrane; endoplasmic reticulum membrane
Source: RefSeq, a predicted model, not a curated record